Messenger RNA from Arabidopsis thaliana (thale cress), 336 nucleotides. RefSeq lists its product as uncharacterized. The transcript is spliced from 4 exons. Bases 1 to 336 code for a protein of 111 amino acids. The record is from RefSeq and is marked reviewed. NCBI's taxonomy places the organism in Eukaryota, Viridiplantae, Streptophyta, Magnoliopsida, Brassicales, Brassicaceae.
AUGAAAUGUAACGAGCGAGAUUGUAAUAACGAUAACGGGGAGGAAGAUGAGAAAGACACAAACACAACAAUCGCGGUUAAAUUACCUGCUACCACUGCUUUGAUCGUGGGAUACGAUCCUAUUGAUGAUCAACACAAAGCAUUAUCCUUGAAGAGAAAAAGAACUGAGAAACUGAGUUUUAUCAAUGCACUUAAGGGUUUUGUGCAAUGGGGAAGUGAAGCAGUAUUCAUUGAAUACAAAGGGAAGCUUGCUUCCAUUGAUUUGGAGACAGUGAAGAGUUUAGGCGCUCUUAUGGAUUCGAAAGAACCUCCGGCUCCCGUGAAUCUCUUGUUCUGA